CUUCUUUCUUUUCUUAGUUUUUAGACAAAAUAUAUUUUAAUAGUUCCUUGAAUACACUCGCCUACAAGAGCAAUUGCCAGACUACAAUGUGUGGCAAUGGGAAGCUGUGUGAUGACGUGUGCAUGUUCAAUGCUCUCAAGGAUCUCAGAGUGGAGGUUGAGCUUGGAUUUGAUGAGCAAGUGUGCAUGCUGUGAUGCACCAUUGAGCUUAUGUAUGUUAAUGAGAGAAUUCAAUAAGUAUAUUAAAUUUAUAUUCCGUAAAAACUAAGAGAAGA
This is a messenger RNA of Kickxella alabastrina, 274 nucleotides long. RefSeq lists its product as uncharacterized. NCBI's taxonomy places the organism in Eukaryota, Fungi, Kickxellomycota, Kickxellomycetes, Kickxellales, Kickxellaceae. The coding region runs from base 97 to 267 and encodes 56 amino acids. The record is from RefSeq and is a predicted model, not a curated record. The transcript has a single exon.